Bacillus rossius redtenbacheri is the source of this 800-nucleotide messenger RNA. RefSeq lists its product as uncharacterized. The record is from RefSeq and is a predicted model, not a curated record. The transcript has 3 exons. The coding region runs from base 57 to 716 and encodes 219 amino acids. NCBI's taxonomy places the organism in Eukaryota, Metazoa, Arthropoda, Insecta, Phasmatodea, Bacillidae.
AGAGACUAGACAUCUGUGGUCCAGUCGUCGACUCAUCGGUGACAACACUGCCAAGAAUGAUGAAGCUCUUAUUCGUAAGCACAGCCACCCUGUUGCUGGUGAUGGCGGCCGGACAAAAGACCGACACUGUAAAGAAGCCGAAGCAGGCAUGGCUGCUGGCGCCUCUUCUCAGCAAGGCUUCCAGGGACAUAGGCUCGGAGGAGCUGAACGCGACUGUAGAGGCCGCCUCCAACCGCACCCGCGCCAACGACACCAGCGCUCAGCCUAAGCUAUACUACGACAUGUGGGAUAAGGAGGCUAGGGGACUCUGGACCGAGGUACUCGGAGAACUCGUGCCCCAUGUCAUUCCCAUCGUGAGGCCGUACGCAGAAGAUAUCCUCCACCACGUCUUCGGCAGGACCUCGCUGCCGUACAUCUCAGCCGUAGACCAGACCAGCCUCUCCUUCCUCUCCAAGCCGUCUGCUCCUGGCGUGGUCGCCUCUCCCGGGGUGCCGUACAUCUACCACGUGUCCUCGCCUGCCGCCUACCAGCCUGCCUACCAGCCUGCCUACCAGCCCGCCUACCAGCCCUACCAGGCCGCCUACCAGCCUGCUGUCUCCCUGCUGGCGCCCUCUCUCGGCCCUUCAGAGACCCGCCCCGGGGUGUCGCUCCAGCCAAUCACAUACAAGGCCAAGGGCCGACGUGUGUGCUUUCCACUUCCUUUUACUUGCUUCUGAGAUUACAAGAUCUCAAUAUCCACUUGAAGAAAGAGAGAAUUCAUGUGUACUCGUGGUGGAAUUAUUAAAACGUGCUGAAUUCUA